GUCUGUGUGUGUGUGUCUGUGUGUGUGACAUGCACAUGGAGUGACCAGUCCCACUCAUGGAAACCCAGAGGAAGAGCUCUGGGGAUGAUGACGGAGGAGAGCGAGGCCUGCUCCACACCUGGAAGGGCUACUCCUGCAGCAUCACCCCCGACAGGCUGCUCCUGCCCCGGCCCGUCCUUCAGGUCGCCCUGGGCAUACGACACGGAGUUCUGUUGGUGGAAGGGGGACAGGUGUACAGCUUUGGGGAGCUGCCCUGGAAGCAGAGUCAUGUCCCCGGAGGACCCACCCAGGAAUGUGCUCUCAGCGGGCAGCGCGUGGUGGCCGUUGCAGCCGGCAGUUUCCACAGCGGGGCAGUGACGGAGGACGGCGGCGUCCACAUGUGGGGGGACAACGGUGCAGGACAGUGUGGCCUGUCGGGCCUCAGUGCCGUCCCCAACCCGACUCCGGUGGCUCUGCUGGACUCAAACUCCAGUCCUCCCCUGCAGACGGUGCCUGUGCUGGAGCUGGCCUGCGGGGAACAGCACACCCUGGCACUGACGGUGCAGCGGGAGGUGUGGGCGUGGGGCAGCGGUUGCCAGCUGGGCCUCAAUGCUGCCACCUUCCCUGUGUGGAAGCCCCAAAAGGUUGAACACUUAGCAGGGAGGUAUGUACUUCAGGUGGCCUGCGGGGCUUUACACAGCCUGGCUCUGGUGCGCUGCCUGGGAUCCCAGGACGUCCAGCGGCCCCCCGUGGACAAAUGCAGACACUGUAACCAGCUCCUGUUCACCAUGACGGACAAAGAGGACCACGUCAUCAUCUCUGAUGGUCACUACUGCCCCCUUGGCGUGGAGCAAACUAAGGAUGAGAGGAAGCUGGAGACGCCUGGCGCCGCCCACGGACUCAAAACAUCUCCAUCUGAGCCCGUCCUCUCCUCUCACACAUCCACCUCUGAUUCCCCAGCACCUCAGACAAGUGAGGACCCCUCCUCUGACUCGGCCCCCGUCCAGGACCGGGAGAAAGAGGAAAGAACCGUGGCUAACGGAGUGCUGCCCUGCUCAGACUCUGACCCUGCUGCUCAGUCUGAGGGCGGCGCUGUAUCGGUGGUCAAGAGUUCCCUCUAUCCAGACGAGCAGGCGGUCAAAGACUACCUGAAGAAACUGACAGACAACACGCAGACAGAAGGGAAGUCGGGAGGCCUGCACAGUCUGCUUCCUUCAGGCGUGGGGCUGGCCUCCAGCCCGAGCGCCACACUCAACAACCUGGUGGCCUCUUGCGCCUCUGCUGUGGGCGAGCGGGUCGCCUCCACCUACGAGGCCUUGUCCCUCAAAAAGAUGAUGAACUACCUGCCCUCUGGGGCGUCUCGGUCCGGCGGGCCCACUGGGCUUACCGGUACCGUCCAAGGAGUGGGAGACAACACCACAGAGCGUGUCCGCCAGGAGGACUCCAUGCAGGGCAAGAAGAGCUCCAGCACGGGAGACAUCCGCGAGGAGGAGGCAGAGAGCAUGCGGCGCCGCCUCUCGCUCCCGGGACUCCUCUCACAGGGUAGAUACGCAGUUCACCUCUUAUCAUCCUCCUAUGCCCUGCUGCUGUCCCCGCGGCUGCUGAGGAAAGCCGUUCGCCCCAGGAUGCGCGCCGUCGCCCUCACCCCACUGGGAGCUGUGGUCCCAGAGGCCCCGGACGUGCUGCCCACCCUGCACACAGAAGUGUGGAGCUGGGGCCACGGCGAGCACGGACAGCUGGGACACGGGGACAACCAGGCCAGAUUACAGCCUCAGUGCAUCAAGAGUCUGAACAGUAAGGAGGUGGUGCGGGUGACGGCAGGCGCGGGUCAUUCCCUCGCUCUGACCGCUCAGUCUCAGGUAUUCUCAUGGGGAAACAACAGCGCUGGUCAGCUCGGACACAUGGAGACACCCAGCACCAUCCCCCGGCUCGCAAAGCUGUCGGAGGGCAUCCGGGUGUGGGACGUGAGCGCCGGGGAGAAACACACCCUCCUCCUGGCAGACGGCGACUGCAUCCAGCCCAUCAUCUAUUACAGCGGGCAGCAGGUGAAGGCGGCGGAGGAGGAGAGCGAGGCCAAGGAGCCAGGUCAUCAGGAAGAAGGAGAGGAGGAGCAGGAGCGGAAAGGGGGCUACACCCCGCAGCCUGUACUGCUGCCUUUCUGCAUGCAUCUGGGUUAUGUCAGCAGUGUGUUCGCGGGGGGCAAACGGUGCGUGGCGCUGUCGGACAGAAACGUGAUGGGCUUCAUCGCCAGCCUCCACGAGCUGGCCGCUACCGAGAGGAAGUUCUACUGCAAGCUGUGCAGCAUCAAGACACAGAUAAUACGCCCCCUGCUGGAGCUGGAAUCCCUGAGCUCCGCCCUUGGCCAGGUGACCUUCGGCCUCCUGCAGGUUCUUGCAGGUCAGUUCAGCCUCCUGUGUCACGUGACCGGGCAGCACGCCGCCAGCCUCACGGCCAACCUGCGGCGUGGACGAGAUGUCAAAAGUCUGCUCAUCCUCGACCACGCCAGCAUCUUCCUCGACUCCUAUAACGAGUACUGCAGCACCCUGGGUAGCUUCCAGGUGAUGGGAGGUGUCCAGGCCCUGACCAAGCCCUCACUCGAUUUCUUUGGGAAGAGUCCCGGGCUGCUCCAGCGGCUGUCUGAGUGCAGUGAGGAGAACCCCCCCGUGGCAGACCUCCUGUCGGCACUGUUCUACCUCCCGACAUACCACAUUCGAGAAUACGGCCGGCUGCUGCUCAAACUGGCCACCUGCUUCGAAGUGUGCUCCAGUGACUACCAGAAGCUGCAGGACAGCUGCUCCAAGUUUGAGGCGUUGGCCCUCCAGCUGAAGAGAAGACGGAAAGACGCCGAGUACACGUUUCACUUCUGGAAGAGCUUCCCUGGCAAAAUGACGGACUCUCUGAGGAGGCCCCACCGCCGGCUGAUCUGCGAGAGCAGCAACAAGGCUCUGACCCUGCAGAACGCCGGGAGGUUCUCCGUCAACUGGUUCAUCCUUUUCAACGACGCUGUGGUCCACGCGCAGUUCUCUACCCAUCACGUCUUCCCUCUGGCCACGCUGUGGGUGGAGCCCAUCCCAGAGGAGAACACUGGCACAUACGGUUUGAAGGUGAUCACACCAGAGGAGACGUUCACCCUGAUGGCCUCCUCUCCCAUGGAGAAGGCCAAGUGGCUUCGCUCCAUCAACCAGACGGUGGACCAGGCGCUGAGCGGAGCCAUGUACGACACGGCAUCACUCAGCCCGGGGUCGGGGCCAAAGCUGGAGCCCCCUACCUCCAGGACGGCAUCCUACACUUUUUAUAAGGAUGGGCGUCUGAAAGAGGCCAAGUACGAAGGCCUCUGGCUCAAUGGCAAACCCAACGGCAGGGGAGUGUUAAAAUGGCCUGAUGGGCGAAUCUACACAGGGGAGUUCAAGAACGGACUGGAAGAUGGGUUUGGGGAAUUUGUCGCUCCCUUUAAAGCGCUCAACAAGAACGAUCACUAUCAAGGUCACUGGAAAGAUGGGAAGAUGCAUGGCCUCGGGACGUACAAGUAUGCCAGUGGUGAGGUUUACGACGGAUCCUUCCAGGAUGGGAUGCGACACGGCCAUGGCAUGCUGCGCAGCGGCAAACUCAACACGUCCUCCCCCAGCGUCUUCAUAGGCCAGUGGCUGCAGGACAAGAAGACCGGCUAUGGAGUCUUUGACGAUAUCACAAAGGGAGAGAAGUACAUGGGCAUGUGGCAGGACCACCUGCGGCAGGGCACCGGGGUGGUCGUCACCCAGUUUGGCCUGUACUACGAAGGAACCUUCAAGGAUAAUAAAAUGAUGGGCGCUGGGAUCCUUGUGUCAGAGGACGACACGACGUAUGAGGGGGAAUUCUCUGACGACUGGACCCUGAACGGGAAGGGUGUGCUGACCAUGGCGAACGGUGACUUCCUGGAGGGCUCCUUUGGUGGCGAAUGGGGCUCCAGCCUCAAGGUGACGGGCUCCUACUUCAAACCACACCUGUUCGACACCGACAAAGAAAAGACUCAUGUCGUGAAGCUCGGCCGUCUGUGUGUGGGCUCGGAGGACAAGUGGAAGGCGGUGUUUGUGGAGUGCUGGAGUCAGCUGGGCUGCGAGACGCCGGGGCAAGGGGAGACCGGGAAGGCCUGGGAGAAUAUCGCUGUGGCCCUCACUACCACCCGGUGGCAGCUCCAGGACAGGCCGGAGAUUCUCUCCCGGAGCCACAGUAGAACCCUGGAGAGUCUGGAGGUCAUCCCGCAGCAUGAAGGACCCAUCACUAUGGACCGAUAUCACACCAUCCGCCUCUACCUCCUCAAGGCGUGCGACACCCCGCUCCACCCACUGGGGCGGCUGGUGGAGACCCUGGUGGCGGUCUACAGGAUGACCUACGUGGGCGUGGGAGCCAACCGGCGCCUCCUGCCUCAGGCCGUCAAUGAAAUCCAGUCUUACCUCAACAGCAUCUUCCAGAUUGUCAGAUUUCUGUUCCCAGACCUGCCAGAGGAGGGCGGCCAGAUUCCAGAGCCGAGCACCAACCUGCAGGACAAGAAGGAGCCGGGCUCGACUGAUGCCCCACUGCAGUCCCCCAAACCUGUCCGUGUGGUGAGCUGCUCGGCUCUGCUGCUUCCCGUCCUACUGCCUCGUCUCUACCCGCCACUCUUCACCCUCUACGCACUUGACAAAGAGAAGGAAGACGGCGUCUACUGGGAUUGCGUCCUGCGCCUCAACAAGCAGGCCGACCUCGCCCUCCUUGCCUUCCUGGGCGUCCAGCAAAAGUUCUGGCCUGUUUCCAUUUCUCUCUCCAUACCUGCAGUGGGGGAGAAGCAGCAGGUUCUCUCCAGCACCAAAGACGCCUGCUUUGCCUCUGCAGUGGAAACUCUGCAGCAGAUUAGCACGACGUUCACCCCGUCUGACAAGCUGCAGGUGAUCCAGCUCACCUUCGAGGAGAUCACGCAGGAGGUCCAGUCCCUGCUGAAGCAAGACUUCCUGUGGUCCAUGGACGACCUGUUCCCCGUCUUCCUCUACGUUGUGCUGCGAGCUCGUAUCAGGAACCUGGGGUCAGAGGUCAGCCUGAUCGAAGACCUGAUGGACCCCAGCGUCCAGCACGGAGAGCAUGGCAUCAUGUUCACCACGCUCAAGGCGUGUUACUACCAGAUCCAGCAUGAGAAGAUCACUUAGCGUGGCGUUACUCCCUCUGUGAUCCUCACGACGCUGCCCCAGCCCCCCCCCCC
This is a messenger RNA of Pleuronectes platessa (European plaice), 5188 nucleotides long. It is a transcript of the gene als2b, whose product is annotated as alsin Rho guanine nucleotide exchange factor ALS2 b. The record is from RefSeq and is a predicted model, not a curated record. Bases 57 to 5135 code for a protein of 1692 amino acids. The transcript has 33 exons. Gene Ontology annotation, molecular function: guanyl-nucleotide exchange factor activity. NCBI's taxonomy places the organism in Eukaryota, Metazoa, Chordata, Actinopteri, Pleuronectiformes, Pleuronectidae.